AUGGACUCUGACGAAGAAGGUUUAAUUGCGCUACUUUUGAUAAAAAGACGUCGUCGUAGAAGACGAAACCGUAGUUAUUGGAUACAUCCAAUUUUAACGAAUGUACACAAAUGCAACGAACAUUUCGAUAAUCUUCUAAACCAUCCUAAAAAGUUUUUCAAACAUUUUCGUUUAAGCAUAGGUACGUUUUGGGAACUACAUGCUCUAUUAUAUGCUGGAUUAAAGCACCACGAUACCAACAUGCGGAAAAGCAUCGCACCUGCGGAAAGACUAGCUAUCACAUUAAGGUAUCUAGGAACUGGAUGCUCGUUUGAGGAUUUUGAACUCUCUUACCACCGUGGAGCCUCUACAGCAAGGAAAAUAGUACAAGAAACAUGUCAACUAAUUUGGAACUAUUUAAAAGCCGUUUGUAUUCCAGAACCGACCCAAGACAUGUGGAAAGAAAUUGCCAGCGAUGGGGCAUACGGUAAAGCAUCCGAUUCUACAAUAUUUAGAGAAAGUGAACUGUGUAAUAAAAUACACAGAAAGACAUUAAAUAUCCCCUCACCACGACAGGUCGGUAAUCGACAACCACUGAACUAUACAUUUGUUGGUGAUGAAGCAUUUGGCCUCAGUGAAAAUAUGAUGAGGCCAUAUGCUGGAAAAUAUUUGGACUUAGACAAAAAAGUUUUCAAUUAUAGGUUAAGCCGUGCCAGACGUUGCAUUGAGUGUACCUUCGGCGUACUAGCAAACAAAUGGAGAAUAUUACAUCGCCCAUUAAACACUUCUGUUCAUUUCUCAGAAGACAUUGUGAAAGCUUGUUGCAUUUUGCACAACUUUAUUCGCAAAAGGGAUGGCUUCAAUUUUCGGCACACUUUGAAAAUAGUGGGACUCGAAAAUAUACAAAAUACAGGCUGGCCAGUAACACGAGCGUCUACGGCAAGAGAUACGUUAAAAGAUUAUUUUAUGAAUGAAGGAGCAAUACCGUGGCAAGAAAAUGGAAUAUAAAUAUUUGGUUUUAUAUUAUUUUAUUAAACUUACCUUCAAUGUUCUUUU
This is a messenger RNA of Amyelois transitella, 1035 nucleotides long. RefSeq lists its product as uncharacterized. NCBI's taxonomy places the organism in Eukaryota, Metazoa, Arthropoda, Insecta, Lepidoptera, Pyralidae. Bases 1 to 987 code for a protein of 328 amino acids. The record is from RefSeq and is a predicted model, not a curated record. The transcript has 3 exons.